AUGCUUGGAACCAGAAGCCAGCUGGGCCUAGUUGCUACUAAGUUAACCAAACCCUACCAGAGACAAUGGAUUCAAGCCUUUUCUUUGAGCAAACGGUUUGUUUCCAAUGAAGCCAUUUUAGACAGCCAGAAUAUUGGUGAGGAAGACGACGCCACUAGGACUGGGGUAAUUCAAAAGGGCAGUCAAGAAACUCUUCUUUAUUUUGGAACGGUUAUACCUUUUAAAUCAAAUAGAUGGGAUAUCAAGCAGUAUUUAACGCGCUUUUGGGGUACCAGUGAAGUAGCCCUAAGAAAAAGGAUAACAGAUUUGUGCUCAAACACUCCAACGUCGUGCACUUUUGACAUAGAAGAUAUUAUCACCAUACCACGAGAUGGAGGAGUGUUUGUCAAAUUUGUUGUACCGGAAACUACCACAGUUGCUGAAUUUAAUAAAAAUGUAACCAAGCAUGUGGCAAAGAAUAGCAAACGAGGUAUUCUGAAUCGCAUCAUGUCUCCUACAGUUCACCCAGUCAAGGGUAUUCCUUGGAUUGAAGACUUAAGACGUUAUCCUUCCAACCAAAUAGAGGUGGAAUUUGAGGGUCCACCGCUCACUCAAGAGGAUAUGUAUCUGCUAUUCAGAAGGUAUGGCGAAUUGAUAGACAUCAAGCCUGCGACUGACGCCAACAAGAAAGCCCAAGUGUCAUUCAAGUCAACAUCUUCUGCUAUCAAUGCGAGACAUUGUAUUACGGGGCUGAAUUUAGGUGGAACAUAUCUGCACAUACAGUAUAUUCCAAUUGUUCGUCACAACGUUAUUAAAGAUUCUAUUGCCAAUCACCCUCGGAUAGCAUUCCCAAUCAUAAUCGCUAUAUUGGCUUCCCUCGCUGUUCUGAUAUUUGACCCAAUAAGGUCUUUUUUCAUCAAAGAAAAGAUCACUCAAAGGUAUUCCUUGAAUAAAUUGUGGCGCUCGUCCCUCUUCAAAUCUAUCAUUGGCUUUUUCAGUAUCACUAAAGAUUCUUUAAGAAAAUUAAUUACAACAAAUGAAUACCAUACCACUGGUUCAUUUGCCCUCAACCAAAGCGCUUGGGGUGAAAGGUUGGCUCGUGUUGAAGAACUAAAACUCCUCCUGAAAGAGAACAUCAAUAGUUUUAUCGUAGUUGUUGGUCCUAAGGGCACAGGAAAGAGAGAGAUUGUUUUUUCGCAUGUCCUUAGUGAUAGGGCAAAUGUCCUGCAUUUGGAUUGUGAUGAGCUGAUAAAGGCAAGAAGUGAAGCCAGUUUUUUGAAAGCUGUUGCUCAUCAAGUGGGCUAUUAUCCCUCAUUCCCUUGGUUCAACUCGCUUUUUACUUAUGUGGAUCUGGUAACUCAAGGUCUCACUGGUCAAAAAACCGGAUUGAAUGAAUCCAAAGAGAAACAGAUCAAGAAUAUGCUGUUUCUUACCGCCAGCACCAUCAGGGGUAUCUGCUUAGCUUGCUACUCGAAUUACUUGAAUGAGUUGUCUUGUGAAGGUGACACCCUGCCCUUAAAGGAGGAAGAUUUUCUUCAGCAAUAUCCUGACGUCAAGCCUGUGAUUGUUAUAGACAGAUUUCAGGCUUCCAAAAAAGCUAACGAAACAAAUGCUUUCAUCUAUAAAGAACUUGCAGACUGGGCUGGGAAGCUUGUCACGUUGAAUAUCGCACAUGUGAUAUAUCUUACCGACGAUGUGGGAAGUUUACAAGUUUUGUCUGACGUUUUACCUGAUAACGUGUUUAAAGUUAUUCCUAUCUCUGACGCUUCCUUUGAGUCCUCCAAGUCAUACGUUCUCAGUCAGUUCGAAGAAUCCAAAGUGACUGAAAAGUUCGUUGAAGAAGUCCAAGAGACAAUCCGGCCUCUUGGAGGAAGGAUGUCGGACCUCCAAGCUUAUAUGAGACGACUGAACAGCGGUGAAACACCCACCGGUGCUCUUGAAGAGAUGGUCGAUCAAACUGCGGAGCAAUUGAUGCAAGUAUUUUUGAAUAAAGGUCAUAAUACUUUUGGGCCAGCAGAAGUAUGGGCUCUUAUCAAAAUGUUAAAUGAUCAAGGGUCAGUAAAAUACAAAGACUUGCUUUUGAAUCCACUGUUCAAGUCAAAUGGGAAGCAGAUCCUCACAGAAAUGGAGAAAUCAGAGUUAGUUUGCUUGACCAAAACGACAGGUUUAAUAACAGAAAUUAGGGCUGGUAAGCCGUUGUAUGAAGAAGUCUUUAAGCAUUUGGUCGCCAACAAGGACUCGUUUAGAGAACUGGAAAGUAAUUAUUUGAAGUCUCUGAUCACCUUAGAAACAGGUAAGAUUUCCAAGUGGGAAGACGAGCUUUCCAAGUUUCCAGAGAACAGCUCCUACUUCAAGACCAGAUUCAAGUAUCUGGAUGAAAAGAUCACUACGAGCAAUAAUUUGAUUAUUGAUUACGAAAAGAAGAUUAAAGAUUUGACAACGUAG
Komagataella phaffii GS115 is the source of this 2424-nucleotide messenger RNA. RefSeq names its product Integral inner mitochondrial membrane protein. The transcript has a single exon. Gene Ontology annotation, molecular function: RNA binding. The record is from RefSeq and is a predicted model, not a curated record. Bases 1 to 2424 code for a protein of 807 amino acids. Gene Ontology annotation, cellular component: mitochondrial inner membrane. NCBI's taxonomy places the organism in Eukaryota, Fungi, Ascomycota, Pichiomycetes, Pichiales, Pichiaceae.